AUGCUGAAGCGGUUAGGAUUUUUAUGUCUGAAUGCACAUCAUUGUUUGGAAUGUCCAUUACGGGUGUCUUUUCCAUCAGUUUCAUCACUACAAAUUCCUCAGAGGUGUCAUGGGACGUUAUAUCCCGGUACCGAUGUUACCAUCGAAGAGGCAUGGAAGCGACGAAUAAAACUUCGACAACCAAAGCUUCAGUGUAAUGAAGAGGUACGACCGAAGUUAUAUUAUGCACCUGAAUGGGAUUUGGAAAAACGACAUGAUGGUGUAGAAGGUGAAGCACAUCCUAUGAUUGGUCAAAAUGUAUUGACUCCUGAAAAGUGGAACUACUAUAACAAGGUUGUUUGGCCACCAAAUUAUGUCAAUCCUGAGACUGGUUUGCCACUUUUGCGACAAGUUUAUUACUGUCGUGAAUCGAUCCAUUGUAGUCCGAAAAGAAUGUUUAUGGCUUGUGAGUUAAUUUGGCGUUUGAAUGUUGACGAAGCAGUGGAACAGCUAAGACUACAACGUAAAAAGGCCUGUAUGAUUUUAAGACAAGCUCUUAUCGAAGCAAAAAAGAAAGCAUCUACAGAGCUUCAUGUUGAAUUUCCAUCGGAUAUGCAUGUUGCGGAAGCAUUCCCAAUUCAGUGUCAAAUUGUUAAAAGUUAUAGACGUCAUGCACGUGAGCGUAUUACUGUCACGAGACAUCGAUACAUCAAUAUUUUUGUAAGGCUUGAGGAAGGUGAUGGACCAGCAAUGAAAAAUCGAUGGGAGCCGAAGAAUGGCUGGGAUAAAAUGAAAGAUUAUUAUAAAUAUUUGAGAGAACGUUCUAUCGAAUAUAGUAUUUAA
Messenger RNA from Acanthocheilonema viteae, 822 nucleotides. Lineage: Eukaryota; Metazoa; Nematoda; Chromadorea; Rhabditida; Onchocercidae. The record is from the annotation of a GenBank genome assembly.